Pogoniulus pusillus (Red-fronted tinkerbird) is the source of this 4285-nucleotide messenger RNA. RefSeq names its product glucocorticoid modulatory element binding protein 1 (gene GMEB1). Gene Ontology annotation, biological process: regulation of transcription by RNA polymerase II. The record is from RefSeq and is a predicted model, not a curated record. Gene Ontology annotation, cellular component: nucleus. The coding region runs from base 1262 to 2953 and encodes 563 amino acids. Gene Ontology annotation, molecular function: RNA polymerase II cis-regulatory region sequence-specific DNA binding. The transcript has 9 exons. NCBI's taxonomy places the organism in Eukaryota, Metazoa, Chordata, Aves, Piciformes, Lybiidae.
CCCUGCCGCCGCCGCGCGCCGCCGGGAGCCGCCGCCGUCCCCCCACUCCUGACCUCCGACCCCCGGCGGGGCGGCCCUGGCCUCUGGCCGCUCGGCUUCUUGUCCUCCCUGAGCCGUGUUCGGCGCUGCCCGCCGCGGGAGUCGCGGUCUCCCCGAGGCCUAGCGGCUCGCAAGGGGGCCUCGGGGUUCUUGGGGUGGAGGGGAGACCUCCUGGGGGCCCGCCGGCCCUUCACCCUGCCCCCAUCAGCCGCCUAGGCUCCGGUGCGGCCGGAGCCGGUCAUUGUUGGGCUUCCUCCUUUCACCCAUGCUGGAAGUCCUGAGGAAGCCGCGGUCCCGCCAUCCCACGGUGGGGUCCCGGGCGAGCAGCGCUGGGAAGCGCUGCCACAGGCCGAGUCUGGCCUGCCCGGGAGUGUCUGAAGCCCUGAGCAGUUCAGUAUACGGCAGAGGUGCAGUGACCCCUCAGGGUGCAUGGCCUGGACCCCCUGUGCCACCAGCUCUUCUCAUUUGUCCCACUGUGUGCCAGCCGCGGGCUGCUGUCCGUGCUGUCACCUGCCCUGAGGUCUUCCUGGCACAAGUGCUUUCCCAGAGGAUGCAUUCCCCGCGGAGGGGCUCCUGGCCCACAGCAGUAGCAGAGCCACCUUGGUGCCUCCCUGCGCAGCAGCAGGUGCAGCCCGUGCGGGAGCAGCGCAGCUCUCUGACCACUGCUCUGGUCUCCUGUGGCACUGCCACCACGAGUACCAGGUGCUGCGCACCCCCUGUGUGGUGGAGAAGGGCAGUCCCUGGCAUGUGCCUGGUAGCGAGGGAUUAGAGGAUCCCAAGAACAGCUAGAGGUGCUGCCAGCUCCGGGAAGAAGCACUCUGGAAAUGCUGUUGCCAGAACCCAUCAUGAGGCUUUGUGGGGCUCAGGAGCUGUGGACCCAGGGAAGUUAGGAGUGGGAUGGCAAAGGGGGGCACUGCCUCUUUUGAGCUUGUGUCAUCAGAUAAGAUUUUCCCAGCAGAUGAGGAGAAACACGUGUGUGUGUUGGCAGGCUCUUGCCACCUCUCCGGUGGUGAAUUUGAAAUGCUUGGUCCCCUCUUUGGAGCUGGAGCUUUGCAGCCCUUGCUACCCUGGCCCUUGCUGCAGCAGAACUGGGCAAUGAUGCUUACACCCUGCUGCCUGUUCCUCUGCCCGCACAGGCAACGGUGCAGCCGCGGCACGGACCUGCCUCCUCUUUGCCCUCUGCAGCACCGCAGCACUGCCAGCGCCGGGCUUCAUGUGAGAGAUGGCAAACGCGGAGGUGAGCGUCCCUGUGGGCGAUGUGGUGGUUGUACCAAGUGACGGCAAUGAAGGGGAGAGCCCGGAGGAUACCAAAACCCAAGUGAUCUUGCAGCUCCAACCGGUGCAGCAGGGGAUCUACCAGGAGGGCUCUGAGGCUGGGACCGCUGUGGUGGCCGUUGAGACCCACGCCCUGCACAAGCUGGAGGAAGGGCUGGACGCCAGCACCAUUGAAACGAACGAGGAGAUUGAGAUUGCCUAUCCUAUCACCUGUGGGGAGAGCAAAGCCAUCCUGCUCUGGAAGAAGUUUGUCUGUCCAGGAAUUAAUGUCAAGUGUGUAAAGUUCAAUGACCAACUGAUCAGCCCCAAGCAUUUUGUUCACCUGGCUGGGAAGUCUACCCUGAAGGACUGGAAGAGAGCUAUUCGCCUGGGAGGAAUCAUGCUGAGGAAGAUGAUGGACUCGGGGCAGAUCGACUUCUACCAGCAUGACAAGGUUUGCACCAACACCUGCAGGAGCACCAAGUUUGACCUCCUCAUCAGCAGCGCCAGGGCACCGGUGCCAGGCCAGCAGAGCGUGGUGCAGACUCCUACAUGUGCUGAUGGGAGCAUCACCCAGAUCGCACUGUCGGAGGAGAGCAUGGAGGAGGGCAUUGAGUGGAACUCAGCUCUGACAGCUGCUGUCACCAUGGCCGCUGACGAGGGCAUGAAAAAGGACACGGAGGAGAUCUCGGAGGACACACUGAUGUUCUGGAAAGGAAUAGCUGAUGUGGGGCUGAUGGAAGAGGUGGUGUGCAACAUCCAGAAGGAGAUUGAAGAGGUCCUAAGGGGUGUCCAACAGAGGCUGGGUCAGUCUCCCUUCCAGAUGACAGAUGCUGCAGUCUUGAACAACGUUGCCCACACUUUUGGCCUGAUGGAUACAGUCAAGAAGGUUCUGGCCAACAGGAAAAACCAGACAGAGCAAGGAGAGGAGCAGUUUCUCUACACAUUGGCAGACCUGGAGCGGCAGCUGGAAAUGCAGAAGAAAUUGGCCAAGGACCAGAAGGUGAAGUCCCAAACCAUCCAGAAUGUGGUGCUGAUGCCUGUCAGCACUCCCAAGCCCCCCAAGAGACCCCGCCUGCAGCGCCCAGCCUCUGCCACUGUCCUCAGCCCCUCCACCCCCAUCCAACAGCCGCAGUUCACUGUUAUCUCCCCCAUCACUAUUUCCCCUGUUGGGCAGCAGUUCUCCGUGGGCAACAUCCCUGUGGCAACCAUUAGCCAGAGCUCUAGCCCUGUGACUGUUCACACCUUGCCCUCUGGCUCCCAGCUCUUCCGGUACGCCACUGUGGUGUCCUCCUCCAAGACCAGCUCCUCCGACACCGUCACCCUGCACCCAUCCUCCAGCCUGGCGCUGCUGAGCUCAGCAGCUGUGCAGGACAGCAGUGCCCUGGCAAACAUGGCGACUGUGGUCAACCCCGUGGAACUGGUGGCCAUGGAAUCUGGCCUCACUUCCACCAUCCAGGCUGUGGAGGGCACCUCGGAUGAUGGGCAGACCAUCAUCGAGAUCGACCCGGCGCCAGAUCCCGAAGCAGACACGGAUGAGGCAGAGGGCAAAGCUGUGAUCCUGGAGACGGAGCUGAGGACUGAGGAAAAAGUGGUUGGGGAUGUGGAGGAUCAUCAGCACCAGGUCCAUAAUGUGGAGAUUGUGGUCUUGGAGGACUAGUGGGGAAGGCAAGCAUCAGUCUGGGGAAGAGUUGGGAAAUUAUUUUAUUUUGGGCUGUUUUGUUAAGCAUCUUUUCCAGCCAUCCUGGUUGUGCCAUGGAUAUUUUCAUUGGAGUGUGCAGAACGGGGAGAGAAUCUGGGGUUUUUAGACAAACAAAGCUGGAGAAACACAGGAGACCUGGAGAAGGCUCCAACUCCGUGGAGCACUGAACAAUACCACCUGUUGGCAGGGCAAUGGAGGGACUGGAUCUCUGCUAACAGCCCAACGGGGAAGAACUGGACGAGGGCUCCCGGCACCCAGAGUCCUCGUGGUGCUUCUGCUCCCACCUGCCCUGGCCUCCAUUGCUUGUUUCAGAGGGACAAUCAGCAGUGGCUGGAGUGCUGGUGUCACUGUGGGAGGGGUUGAUGGCUGUGGGGUGGAACAGGUACCUCAUGUCUGGUUUGGUUUUCCCCCAGGGAGGGGGUUCUGUCGGACUCUUCACUGUCACCUCAACCAGGAUAUUUUAACAGUGAUUGUUCUAGUCUGGGGGAAGGUGGCAGUAACCCUGCCUUUGCUGUCCUCAUUCUCCUCCUCCACACAGAUUUGGUUUAUAUCUCUAUUUUUUUGUGCUUGUUUGCUCUAACUCUUUUCAUGUCCCGAUUUCCCAGCUGCAAAGCCCUGGAACUGCUCUGCCCGGUCUCAGGGUCACUAUCCCAAUCCCACCUCUGCCAGUGGCACUUUUCCCUCAUCCCUUUCCUGGCACGGCCGGGCUCGGUGCUGCACAUGCAGCUUGGAGCCUCCGAGAUCACUUUUGAUCCUUUUGUAUAGAAGCAAAACACCUCUGGAGCUGCAGCUCCAGCAGCUGUCCCGGAGCUGGGUGCCAUGGGGCUGCACAGAGCAUGUUGUGCUGCUGCUGUCCGGGAGAGCUGGGCUCCUGAUCGGGGCAGCUCCUGUUUACACGGUGUGCUGGGACUGCUCCCUGCUUGUUGCUACUUGUUUGGUGGUUUAAGUUUUGUAUUUUUGGUUUAUUGCUUCUUUCUUCCUGUAAUCUCUUGUCAGGAUUGAAACUGGCACGUUGCUGAAAUGUCAGCCCCGUUGUUUGCUGCCUUUCCCUCUGUUUGGUUUGGUUUGUUUUUUUUGCCCCGUGGCUGGUGGUCCCUUUGCGUUUGGCCACGGUGGGAAAAUGGAAGGGGGGAAGCAGCAGCGCCGGAGGUUCGGGGGGGCUGGGAGUGGCUUGGCUGGAAAUAAUAAGCAAAACAACAGCAAAGGAAACACACUUGGGGAGGGUGGAGGGGGAGAGGGACAGAAGAUGUGUUUGGCUAUUUUUUUGCAUUAAAAUUUAAAAUCCAUCUA